AUGUAUCACCGGGAAAUACGCAAAACUACGCCUGAAGAAAUAGGACUUGGGGCAAAUGCAAUAGUUGAAAUCUCAGCAGUCCAUUUCACAAACCAAAUCUUGUUACAUUUGAGAUUGAACGGUGAGCUCGAUACAACUUAUGAGGUAGUGCCUAAGGGUCUUCCUGUCGAUGAUCUUGAUCCGCCUCCAAUAGCUGGUACUAGCUCGUUCACCAACGACAGCCUGCAGAUUGAAGAUGAAGACUAUGUAUCUGUUAAAGAUAAUCUCUCAAACUAUCACGUCGUUACCAGACUUGGCGAUUCUAAUGAUAUGAAAUUGCCUAUUGUCUGCACCCAAAUUGCAGAACUGUACCAAAGAAUAAUUACUCCUUCUAAUAUAGACGGAUUUAGCCAGGAUAUUUCGAAAAGAGGACUUGUUAUUACAAUGAGUGCAAAAAUUUGGAGGAAGUGUCGGCCUGGUUACGAUUUUCACGCAUUAGUCUUUAUAUUACAAAGUAUUAAAGAAAUGUACAAUUUAUAA
Molecule: messenger RNA, 519 nt
Organism: Lachancea fermentati
Lineage: Eukaryota; Fungi; Ascomycota; Saccharomycetes; Saccharomycetales; Saccharomycetaceae
Source: the annotation of a GenBank genome assembly